CUAACCUUGUCUCACAUCCUUCCCUUAGAACCCGGAGAAAACUGCGGGCGAUUUCUCUUAAUAAAUAUCCUCCCCUACCCUCCAACCAUAAAAACUCCAAUCAAGCCUUCGCUCCCCAAGCCCACCAUUCUCCCAUGCCUGCAAAAACACACUCCAUUCCAUUUAAGCCUUCACAGCUACUACUGCCAUCUCCUCUGCAGCACCAGUUAUAGCAGCCUCCUUGCCAUCAAAAACACACUCAUAACUCCCGUUAGGCCUUCGCUGCUGCUGCCACCUUUUCCACUGCAACACCAUACAUCGCAUGAUCUCAAGUUUCCCCGGCGUAGGCAUCAAUAUCGAGCAUGGAAGUCGAGUCUGCGACGUGCGAGUGCUGCGGGCUGCGAGAGGACUGCACCCAGGAUUACAUAAGUGGUGUGAAGGCCAAUUUCGAUGGCGUAUGGUUGUGCGGGCUAUGCUCGGAGGCAGUGAGAGAUGAAGUGAGCAGGAGCAGGAGGAAGGUUUGUGGGGUUCAGGAGGCUGUGAAGGCACAUAUGUCCUUCUGUAGGAAAUUCAAAUCCAAUCCUGCAGUCCGAGUAGCUGAUGGAAUGAGGCAAAUGCUUAGGAGGAGGUCUGGUGACAUGUCGAAAUCUGGCUCGGGAGUUUCUUCGAGGAAGUUUGGCAGGUCGGCGAGCACAUUACAAGUUGGGGAUGACACUUCAGUCUCCAUCAUCUGAUUUGAGAGAGAGUUCUAAGAUUGAAUUGAUAUCAGUUUGUUGUGGUGCUUAGUUCAUCUAAUCUUAGCUCUUCUUCUACUUUCUUCUCUGCUUCUUGUGUCUCUGUAUAUUGGAAUUGAUCUCAAUGGAUCUGGCUUCCUACUUAGAGAUAUUGCAGGUCUUGUGGGUUUUGAAUGACUCUCCUCAUGUGUUCCUUACUCGUAUUGAUCUGAUCUGAUGAAGAUUUAUUAUCCAUCGGAGCUAAAUCAUUAGUCUGUUUCCGAAUUUAUAUGUUCUUUUAUUCUUGUGGAAAUUGCACGAGUUUCUAAGUGCUUGACCAA
Molecule: messenger RNA, 1033 nt
Organism: Phoenix dactylifera (date palm)
Lineage: Eukaryota; Viridiplantae; Streptophyta; Magnoliopsida; Arecales; Arecaceae
Source: RefSeq, a predicted model, not a curated record